AUGCUGCUGGACAAGCUGAUCUGGCCGAAUGUGGUCCUUCUGUACCCGUUUGUGCUGUCAAUCGGUUUGAUCUUGCACGUUUUGGUGCCCGAACAGGUGCAAGAUCAGUUGAAACAACACGUUUACUUCUUCAACUCAAAGAACGUGCUGAACCAGGUAUUCGCGUACAAGGGGAAUCUCGUGUGGACGGUACUGUUUCUGUACAUAGCUGUACUGUCGUACUUCAUCAAAACAAUGAGUCGUGAUCCCCUCGAGCAGCGCGCUGGGGGGAGACAAGUGGACUGGCAAAUUGUGAGGCAGUACUGCUGGAAACUGCUCUUGAAGAACGGUCUACUCUACUUGUGCUUCCUAGUCAUCGAUGGUGUGUUCAUCGCGACGGGAGGGGUUUGCACGACCAUGGGGGGGGAGAUGAGGAAGAUAAGGUCCGCAGAGAGCUGCAAAUGGAAUGGCGGGCAAUGGGAGAACGGGUUCGAUAUCAGCGGACACUUCUGCUUCCUCAUGAACAUCAGUCUUAUCCUCUGGGCUGAACUCCAGUUGCUCCAGGAUGCAAUAAGGAGAGAGGAGCUCGGGGAGGAGGAACUGAACCUCUGGAUAUGUUACAAAUGGCUUAGACAUGGAUUAACGGCCGUCAAAAUUACAUUAUACAUAUGGUUAUUCCUGCUGUUCGUCACUGCUUCGUUCUAUCAUACAUCGUCUGAGAAGCUGAUAGGUUGCGCCUUCGGAUACGUGUGUCCAUUUGUCAUGUACCACCUCAUUCCAACGUCGCCCCGGUUAAACGAAUUUUUCUACGGUUAA
Messenger RNA from Huiozyma naganishii CBS 8797, 795 nucleotides. RefSeq names its product Yft2p (gene YFT2). Gene Ontology annotation, biological process: phospholipid biosynthetic process; lipid storage; lipid droplet organization. Gene Ontology annotation, cellular component: endoplasmic reticulum membrane. NCBI's taxonomy places the organism in Eukaryota, Fungi, Ascomycota, Saccharomycetes, Saccharomycetales, Saccharomycetaceae. The coding region runs from base 1 to 795 and encodes 264 amino acids. The record is from RefSeq and is a predicted model, not a curated record. The transcript has a single exon.